AUGGUCGCUCCUUUGUUGGGCAAAUAUAAGGCAAAACUAGUCUUACAUAGAUAUCUAUCAACAUUCUUAGGUGGAUUUAGAGUCCCAUAUCAAGGAACUCCUCCCUUUCAUUACUUGAUCUGGCUGCUCGCACUCUUCAUCUUUUGGGCACUUGCUGAACUGUUAACCGCGACCAUUGAAGACGACGGAAUCGACAGAUCAGUCUAUUUCGUUAGCAUCACAAGUCUCAUUUUCGGAGUUCUCGUUGGGAUAUGUCUAGUCAGCUUAUGGACGGUCGGGCUUCUGCUACAACGACGAGAUUUUGGAUUAUCGUCGCCGAUCGAUCACGCUGAUGAAGAUGCGGAUCUCAUGUCGCUGGGAGAUUCGUUUAGAUUCCUUUUUCAGCUACCAAAGUCGCUACUCCAGGCUCUAUGUAAAGUAGUCGUUUCUGUGCUCGCAUUGCCGUUUGCAAUGAGCAGACUGAGUAUAGGUCUACUGCCAUUCGGCAAUCUUUCUGUUAUUGCACACACAUUUGGAUGGCUGAGUGUAUCCAUAGCGCAGUGGAGUAUAACAAGCUCUGCACCACCUGAACCUAGCACGACCUAUUCCACCGACGAUUGGGGAAUUGACACAUUUUCGCGUAUUACUCAUGUGGUUGUGUUACUAGCAUUGAAUACUAUUGGGGCUACAUACUCUUCCACACUAGCAAGCGCAUCUAUGAUAAUACUUUGCACCCUGCCACUACUAUGGGUCCUAGGCAUAAUACCAUCUCUACGAAACUUGACUGAAUGGACACUCGAAGUAGUCAACAUGUGUCUACUUGGAGGAACAACCAUGUCAACCUUCAUACUCUUAACCUUCCAAGUCUGUUUUGCAUCAGCAUGUAUCGCUAUAACAUGGGCUCUAGCCCGCAAUUCAUCAUCAGCAACAGCACCGUUCGUGUGGAUGGCCAUAAUAUGCACGUUAACUGGAUCCCGAGGAUUCAACAACCCGUAUUCUAUAUCGGGACCGUUCAUAGCCGUUGAAUUGGGAUGGACGCUUGUGAGGACGAUCAUAGCUGGUGUUUUGGUUGGUCAGUUGACUGCAGUUAGUUCUGCUGCUGGAUGGAUUAUAGUAGGAUGUGGUGCCGCUCAAUACGUUUCAUAUGUGGCAAGUCAGCCAUACGUAUUUUCGAUACUCGCAAACCCUUUGGCAAAGAUCACACAAUGGCGUAGUAUACAAGUGUCGCAAAUCGUGGUGCAUCAUGCCACACCAUUCUUGAUACAGUGUCUUAUAUCAACCAGUGCUUUUACGAGUGCAAGCACUGAACCCGAGAUCUGGAUCUGGAUUAUGACGUUUCGUAUCAUGAGACGUGCUUGGGUGAACGUUACUGAUUCGGCAGUUGAAGUGGCUGUUGUGUUUUUGAUCUCGUUAAACUCCAGCUUAAGCGACUGGAACAAUAUUAGCUUUGUUAGUCGAUGCUUUAUAGUUGGACUGUUAUGGGAUCGUGUCAGGACUUUCGUAAAUCAGUUAUGGCUGGUUGGAAAUUCUUGGGUGUGGUUUCUGUUCAGUAAAAAGCAAAGAAGGAACUCAUGGCCCAUCAUGCUUUCAAUUGGCAUCGUGACGUUACCAAUCACCUUGGCAAUCAUCGCAAUUGCCACAAUAUUGGACGCACCACUAGUGCCACUAUUCGGUUUGCCCUUUGUUUGGAUUGGGUUUCCUCGCAUUGCUCGAUUUUGGCCCAAUACAGGCUCAGAAGCACCACACUCUGCAGACUCGACUCUCUACUCAUCACUAGCACCACCUCUCCUCAAAGAAAUAUCACGAAAAUGCCAAUCAAGACUAUCUCCAGCACGAAUCGGAACCACAUACCUCGCCCGUCAAGAAUCCCGCAUCUUAUUGAUCCGAAUCGUAUCAACCAGUUUCGAAGGUAUCACAGUUUCAUUACGAGGCCUAGAACUACAAGGCACAAGCUGUCAUGCUGUUGAAGGCAGACAACUUGAUCGUGUGUUUGAGAGUGGGUGUUUGGAUAGUAAGGACACCAAACCGAAGGUUGUGCUAAAUCAAGACUGGCUAAGUGCGCUACAACCAUUGGCAUCACUGGAUGUUGAGACUUAUUCGGAUUCAAGAUUUUCAAUGGUUGGAAUUAUGGAUUCGCCUGAUAAUCUCAAGAAACUGCCAAGUUUGUUUUUCAAGGCUCUUGUAUGGCUCAUGUUUCGAGAUGCCGAUCUUGCGCUGGAUACAUGGAAGAAUCUACCCGUAUCUCGGGACGCCAUACAAUUAUCCCAACGUCAAUUUCCUGUAUUGUGGUGGCAGUAUCUCAAAGGACGCAACGACGUAACAUCUGAACCAGGUGUAUCGUCCAUACCGGAUCUCGUCAUUCGGCCAGCAGACACACUGUUUAUGGCGACAGCUGCUGCUUGCUUUUGUGUAUAUCUGGGAUUUGAAGAGUACAAUGAAAGCGUGACACUUCCGGACCUGCCCUACCGACUCAUGCAAGGCAAAACAUCAACCACAUCUCAACAUCGUCAAUGGAUGAUGAAUGCAGAACAAAAGCCCUUGUUAUCCUAUUGUCAGUUGGCUGGACGAUACGCUGUUCGUGCAGUGUUUGAAAAUGCAGCUAUACCUUCGACUGGUGCAUUUGAUGAACUGGAAAAACAACUGGACCAGUGGCACAAGAAUGAUUUCGUUGGUUUGGAUCCAAGUGUGGAUGUCAACAGUUCCGCAGAGUGGGAUAAAGCUGUGCGACAUAAGAGGAAGACAUUGUUUGGAGUUUCCAAAGACAAGAAUGGUGGGAGCUUGUAUGCUCGAGUCAUGCAUCUUGGGAUGCAGCGCGUGGCUUUGGGUGAAUUGAAUUCUGAGGUUGUUAGAGGAAUAUGGGCUAAUCUAUCUUUCGAACUGUUAUAUAUGACCAACGACGAUGACGAACGAAACAGCUUACAAGCCCACGAAGGCCUCUUCCGCAACAUCAUAACCCAAGCCGCAGAUCCACCACUAGGCUACCCAGUCUGGUGCUCAACAGGUCAAAUCGACCAAGCAGGGAUAUCCUCUGCCACAAGAUUCAUUCAUUCGAUAUGGACUAGUCUGGUAAAUCGAUUCCAUGCGACGACGUUAAAGAGGAGAAAGACGAAGCAGCAGAGGAAGAGAGUAGCGCCGUUGAGAACGUUGCCGGCUGAUUCACCCGCUGAUUUACGGCCGACAGAGUUGGAACUUGAUGAGCUUUGUGAUGCGUUGCACGAUAUGUAG
This is a messenger RNA of Synchytrium microbalum, 3204 nucleotides long. RefSeq lists its product as uncharacterized. NCBI's taxonomy places the organism in Eukaryota, Fungi, Chytridiomycota, Chytridiomycetes, Synchytriales, Synchytriaceae. Gene Ontology annotation, cellular component: membrane. The transcript is spliced from 12 exons. The record is from RefSeq and is a predicted model, not a curated record. The coding region runs from base 1 to 3204 and encodes 1067 amino acids.